AUGUCCAUGUACGGAUUCAAUAUCAGGAGGCUAAUCUCAACAAGGUGUGCACAAUCUCCAGAUGAAGCCGAAGAUUAUGACAGCGAUGCAAGCAACCAAUCAGCCCAAGCUACUUUUAGAGGAAUGCGGAAGCCGUCUUGGUUUACCACGCGACGCCCCAGGAGCAGAAAGCAGCCGUCGACCCCAAUCAUAAGCAGAGUCCAGAGCCCGCUACAAAAUGUCUCAAAUUCGGGGCUAUCAACGCUUCCAGAUGAGACUCCACAAUCUUCGGCCAGUUCUUUGUAUAGUUGCGACGAAGGAUAUCCCAUGUACGCCGGAACAAGGAGAUCAACCCUCGGAUCAAUUGGCGGCAGCGAGCUUUCGUUGCAGAUCUCAAGUGCUACUAGCGUCGAAGGCGACGAUUUCCUACCACUCAUCAAGAACAAUGGCAAACACUUGAGGCUCGUGAAUAAGCAAUCAAAUUCCUCGAAGUCGAGGUUGGACCUGAUGGAGGCAUUGUCCUUGGAACCAGAUGACAAAGGAACGGAGACAACCCGACAAGGUCGAAGCGCCACUCCAGGAUAUCACCCAGAUGAUAUUAAAGAAGCAUCCCACGAGGCCGAAGUGGCUAUCAAACUAUGCGGGAGCAUUUUGGCCGAAUUAGAUGCAACACGGACGUCAUUCAAUGAGACCCCAAGACUACCUCCCACCACAAUAGUCAGACAAUUAUCAAGGCGAACAACAGUGAAGCCAAGGGUCAAGAAAAGCCAUCCUCUUACGCUGAUACGUACACCAGUUUCGCCUGUCAACACUGUCAGGCGGAAGCCGUCAGUCACCAAGGCUCAGAGGAAGAACUGUACCAAGCAGCGACAAAUGAAGACGCAGCGGAAGUCUUUAGGCGCAAAAUACGCGACCAAGAAUAACUCGAAAUGGACAGAAAAUGUGUCAGAUUUGCUGAGCGGAAAGUUGUUCCAGAAGAUUGAGGCAGACGAGAUGUUGACGCCGGCACAAAUUAAGGCCUAUAAGCUGAAAAGAUUGUCCAAAUUACAACUGCAAAACGCAAUAUCAAGUGAGACACUUGCUACCGAGACAGUCGACACGCCGGUCGAGCCUUUUCACAUGGACGAUCUACCUGCACGGAUAGGAUCGUCAGGGGUUCAACUUACUGCAAAUACACCAGUCGACGAGAAACCGGAUCCAGUGUUCUUCAAUGAAGCGCUGAGAAAAGACUUCUCUAUCGACCGAACGAGCGAUGAUGAUGAACUAUUCUUAGGCGCACCUUCGUCUACGCUGGCCAGCUCGCCUUCGAGUUCGACGGACUUGACCCCCAACAAAGAUGGGGCGGCUUCCAGUUCACAAACACAAACAAAGAGCCCCAGUCGCUAUGUGUUUCGCAAGAUUUCCGAACUCCCAACAAUAUCAGAAAGUUUACCCCGUGAUGACGAGCUCUUCCUGUCGCACGGCGUCACCAAGGCACGCAACGAUGCCGCUGACGCGGAUUAUGUCUUCUUCCGCUCGACCCCUUACACCUUGACCGCUCCAAGACAUCGACAUGGACCUAUCCGCCUGGCGAAAGCAGACCUCUGUCCAGAUCCGAGACUUGGCGCUGAUGACGGCCUUGACUGGACUGCCUUUCAGAUGGCUAUCCUAGGUGGCGCAGGCGACUACUUCACGGACAGCGAGCACAUACUCCGCCUGCAAGAAGCCGAGGACGUCGAAGCGAUCUGCGAGUGGUGGGACAACUGGGGCUUCGGUGGCUAUGGUAGGCUCAUGACACAGGACGACGAGCCCAAGAGCCCAAGCACCGUGUCGGGCGAUGGCGACCCGCUGUAUCACGAGAUCGGCCGAGACAACCCAUACAGCGCUCGGCACAGGUGGCGAAGUCUCCGGCGCAAGGCGGCCUCCGAAGGCAGGAGGCUCGACCUCGACCUGGACAGGGGCGACAAGCUGUACAACGGCGGGGGGAUCAAGAAGUGGAGCGCCGACGGGCAUGCGAGCCGGCUCCUGGAGCGCGAGAGCAUGGCGAGUCUGCCGCAGAGCCCGAUGCUCGACCUGAGGGUCAUCGCCGGCGAUAGUGACGUUGUCGACUUUGUUCCCAUGGGGUAUAACCUGAGCCAUGACCUCGGCGACUUUCUGAACUGGGAGACCGAGAACGUCUAUUCAGACAGUGCAAUGUACCAGGGCGGUGUGAUAUAG
Messenger RNA from Truncatella angustata, 2175 nucleotides. RefSeq lists its product as uncharacterized. Bases 1 to 2175 code for a protein of 724 amino acids. The record is from RefSeq and is a predicted model, not a curated record. The transcript has a single exon. NCBI's taxonomy places the organism in Eukaryota, Fungi, Ascomycota, Sordariomycetes, Amphisphaeriales, Sporocadaceae.